Messenger RNA from Anopheles funestus (African malaria mosquito), 5238 nucleotides. RefSeq names its product condensin complex subunit 3 (gene Cap-G). The record is from RefSeq and is a predicted model, not a curated record. Gene Ontology annotation, cellular component: cytoplasm; condensin complex; condensed chromosome. The transcript has 3 exons. Lineage: Eukaryota; Metazoa; Arthropoda; Insecta; Diptera; Culicidae. Bases 241 to 4548 code for a protein of 1435 amino acids. Gene Ontology annotation, biological process: mitotic chromosome condensation.
UCAUCUUGUAUAUGCAUUGGACAGCGUAAUCGUCAUUUCAUUUCUAGCCGUUUUUUUUCAACUGACAUCACACCUGUGCAUUCAAUAGACCUUGGGCGUAACGAUCAAAUUUGAACCGACAACGCAUUUUCUGUCAAACAAAGCAAUCGACGCACAAACAAACAGUCAGGCGUCGCUUUUCAGCUUAGCUUCGGUCGGCGUUGUAUUGUUUUGUUGUGUUUAAUAUUCGCUGAAGUAAAAAUGGCCCCACGAAAACGGAAAGUGGUAGUGGCAACGAAUAAUACGGCAGAAACAGUGAAAUUCUCAACCGUCGUUAUACAGACGGUCCUAAAUGCGCAGCAAAAUGAAACCAUACAUGCUAAGCUGGUGAAGCAGCUGAAGCAACUUUACGGUACCGUGCAGCAUGAUUCGUUUAUGAAAUCUCUCAUCCAAGUGAUAAAGUGGCAGAUGGAACACGAUGAAACGAACCCGUUUGCAAACAAUGUGCUUAAGUUUUGUGCCAAAUUUGUAGCUGAUCCGGAGUACAGUGGGCAAGCCGUUACGCACCCGAUUAUGGCAUCAAUGUUCGAUUGGCUGCUUACCACGAUCAGCGCCAUACAGCGGAUACGGUUCCGGGUUUGUCAGCUUGUAAACUUGAUCCUGAAUGCGUUAGGUGCGGAUGCGGCAUUAGACGAUACGAUCUGCGAUAAGAUUCUGCGCUACAUGCUUGAGAGGAUACGCGACGCUUCGCAGCACGUACGGGUACAAGCCGUAUUGGCACUGCAGCGUUUACAGGAUCCGAGUUCACCGGAAGAUCCCGUAGUGCGCGCAUACGUGUACCAUCUGGAUAAGGAUCCAUCGCCGAAGGUACGGCAGGCAAUCAUCUCCUCCCUGGGACGGAAUUAUCGCUUGAUUCCUUACAUACUGGAGCGACUGUGGGACGCAGAUGAGCGUGUGCGUCGGCACACGUACAUGCAGAUGAGCAGCUACCCGGUACGGCAGUAUAAGAUCGAGCAAAGGUUAAAAUUCCUCGAGCAAGGUCUCAACGAUCACUCCGAGGCCGUACGCGAUGUGAUGUGUAACGUCAUGAUUCCACAGUGGAUUGAAUCGUACCAGCGCGAUUAUGUCAGAUUUGUUGAGGCUUUGAGGCUCGAUUCGGACGAGAAGGAAAUGGAACGGUUCCGGAAGGCAGCCAAAACGGUUCUGAUGGAAAUUUUCAAGAAAAACGGUAUAGAAGAAAUGGUUAGUUUGCUAAAGUUUGAAGGAGAGAACAAAACAGUACCACUGGAGGAACUUACCAUCGAGCGUCUGAUCUGUUGGCAAACGAUGCUGGAAUACCUGCAAAACACCGAUCCCGACGAGCUGGACGGUUAUAUGGUCGACCUGAGCAAGUUUUGCGAGUACCUGAAAGCAUUCAUAUCGAACCCGAAUGUGGCCGCAUUCAUGAGGGCCGCUAAUAGCAGCGCGAUAAGCAACUCAGUGUCCUCGCCUGGUCAGUCCGAAACGGUGGAUAAACUACAGCAACUGUACGUGCAGUGCAGCCUCCAGAUCAUGCUGGAAAUAGUGCUAAUGUACGACUUUGGCGAUGAGUUUGGGCGGGAAAAUUUGAAGCUGGCGCUGUCGCAUAUUGUCUGCAAUGAAAAUCUGUCCGAAGCGAACGUUCGACAGAUAAUGGAAACGUUCGAGAAGCUAAUCACCGACGUGGAGACACGGUUGAACUUUUUCGUGGAGUUAGUGAGCUCCAUACUGGAACCAUCGGGACAGGAUGUUACCGACACUUCCCGUCAGCUGAUCGAUGCCUACCUGGAGAAACAUCCCGAAAUGAAGAUGACUCAGCUGAAGAUUUCCGAACUGCGCAUGAGAAUCCUGGAGCUAAAGGAGCAGGAAAGUGUACUGUCGGCGCAGAAGGAUUACGCCGGAGCCCAACUCAUGCACGAGGAGGUUAACGUGUGCAAUGAAGAGUACGCCAAUCUGGUGAAACCGCUUGUGCAGGAAAUAUCGUUGGCUACGACUGGCACCGAUGAUGAUACCGGUACCACCUGCAGAAGUACACUGCUGGUUCGGGACUCGAUGCUAAAACCGCGCCGCUUAACACAGGCCACGAUUGAGAAGUGUCUGCAGUUAUGCUUCUAUCUCGUCAACAACCGAUCGGUGCGUUUCCUUACACCGCCGGUGUGUAAUCUGUAUCCGAUGUUUAUAAGCCGCCACGUACAGUCCGGCCAGCUGUCGACGCGCAACUGGGCAUUGCGGACUGCCACCGCGUUCAGCAUGCUGUACGAUGGACUGAGCAAGGAAACGUUCCAGCUGCUGUACCAACAGUUCCUCAAUACUGCCUCAUCGCGGCUGUGGAAGACGGCAUUCGAGUGUGUGUUCGAACUGCUCGACAAGUACGGUUUCGAGUACUUCGAUCUCGAAAACGAAGACACGGCCAAGGAUGAUUCGCGCACGAACAAAAACUCGCGCCAAUUGUUUAGCCGACACAACACCAGCUACCACGACGAGUCGACGAGCAGUGUGUCCUGCAAUGGGAACGAGUUUUACAAGAUGUCCGUCCACUUCAUGGACACGUGCAACGACAAUGCAAUCUGUUCGGCUAUCAUCGAUGGGUUCUGUCGGUUGAUUUUGCGCGGCCGCUGCACCUCGGCCGAUAUCAUGUCCAAGCUGUUGCUACGCUACUUCAAUCCAACCACCGAGCCGGAAAUGCAGCAAAUGUUAGGCAUCUUCUUUCAGCGCCUAAUUGCGAAGCGCCGGCAGGAGGUCAUGCAGAAGGCAUUGCUGAACACGCUGUUCAACGUACUGGAAGCAUCGAGCGAGAGCCCACUGGCCGAGGUACGGCCGGAAUCGGUGAUCAAGUUCGUGAUAGACUCAACGCGGCCUGUCUUCUGCAAUGCCGGCGUUAACCCGCACAACACGAUCGCGGUGACGUUCUUGCGGGUGAUGCGAGAUAACAUUACGCUGAAAGAUCUGCUAAAGUUGCUAAGCAAAGAACUGCUCGUGCUGGACAUUAAGGAUGAUGUGGGACUACGGACCGAUUUAGCGAAUGCGGCGAGUGAAAUUUUGAACGAACCUAGCCUAGAUGUGAAGACGAUCAAAAACUUGACAACGUUCCGUGAGAUGAUGCUGGGGAAAGUUCGGGACACACUCACAUUUUCUUCGGCGCAAAUCCUACCGAAUGAAGAUCGAACGGAAACACCCCUAUCGGAGGAGAACGAAGAUGGAAACGAUGCGCCAAUCGACGAAGAAGAACUCGAGCAGGAGCAGAGCGAAAGCACGGAACGUUCUUCUGAGCAACGGCCACAGAUUAACAAAUCGAUACUUCAGGAAGAUUCCGAUACGGAUCUGCUUGCAUCACCGAUGAAAUCUACGCAGGGACCACCAGCAUCAGCCUCAAUGAUGUCUUCUCCGGCAAAAACUCAAACCAAUGCUGCUCCUGCUGGGAUGGUGGAUUCGGGUGUCAGAUCUCUGCGACAGUCUCUGUUACCGUGUUCGCCUGCGAAAGAGCUAUCUGCCGAUGGAAAGUUCAAAGUUCCCGAUGCAUCGACACUGCGCAAAAUGCAAGCUGCAUCCGCACGUGUAAGAAUGGCAAUCAGCUCACCCAAGGUGGCCAUAUCGAAAGAAGCGGCACCAUUGGAGGAUGAUUUUGAAAUUCCGGCCACAAACGAUGCGCAAAGUUCGGAAGAGCAUGGUUUUUCGAGCACGUCCGAGGAUGAGAUUCCUGAAACACAGCAAACGACGAAGCUACCGUACGCGAAUGUAUCGUUGCAACGUAGGACAAAGUCCUCCGUUAGGACAAGGAAUCGUAGUAAUAAAUCAACGAGCAAUAAAUCGUCCUCCUCAUCAUCAUCGGAUAGUGAGGCUGUCGAGGGAUCGCCCAACACUACGCUAAUUCGCAUCAAUCGUUCUGCAAGACCGCUGAACAAGGUAGCGGCCAAAACGUUGGUUGAGCGCAAAAACAUUGCGGUUCCCAGUACGCUACCACGUGCCACACGCAAUACUGCCCGCUUGGAGCUGAUGAACAGUAAGGUUAUGACGCGUAAAUCUCUGUCCGAACUGAAGUCGCCUACACAUCGUACAUCGGCAUCGAAAGCUACGCCGCAAUCGAGCAAAACUCCCACGAACAGCGCUGACACCACAAGACAAUCGCGUCGGUCAAAAAAUAAUUCCGAGUCUGACGCAGCUGCUGCUGCUUCCCCGAUAGUAUCCGCUACUGCCGUUUCCAGUACGCAUAAAACUCCUACUAGAGCGUCUACCCGUGCGAGUGCGAUUGACAGAGGGACGACCGGUCAGCAAAGUGGUUCACCGUCGGGCAGCAAACGGUUGCGAGAACAACGGUCCGAACAAAGCUCGACAAGAUUAUCCGGCAACAGGAAGGCUAGUUCCGGUAGUACGGAGAGUAGUGGUGGCGUAUCUACUUCCAGCCCGAUACGACUGAAGCGUGCGGCUGUCGUACUAACACCGUUAAGUGCCGUACGUCGGACGCUUGUUUCAGGCGAAUUAAUAACUCCAACUACGGUAGCCACCUCACCGAGACGACCGAAUCGAAAAGCGACACGAACGGAGAAAAAGUAAUGCCAUAGCUCAUACAUGAAUGCAGUCGAUACGAUAUUACUUUUAUACGUGUGGAAUGCAUUACUUGAUAAUAUAUUUUUCUAUAAAUAUUCACUAUAAUAUGACGAAAAAAGGGCGAAAAGGCGUGAGCAAAACUGUAUCAUUGGGAUAGAGCAAUCGUCACACAAAGACAAAACAUCGGGUAUACGUACCGGACAUCGAACCGUUAUUUUAAUCUCCCAAUAUCCGCUUAUUAAUAUCCGCUCGUAAAACUAAUGAACUACUACUUUUAUCGAAUAUCUUUCCGCAAAGCAAAGCAAAAGUAGUAUGGUAGAACCACUUGUUCUCAUCAUCUAACUGUCAAAUUGAAUGAGUCCAGUGGUCUGCAACCAGUGAUGAAAAAUGUUGUACGUAAAAAUAGAUCCAGAAAUUUGCUAUGGGAAUUGUUUCGUAUUUUACUGAAAACAAGAAUGUAUUUUUUAAAUUUCUCGAUUUUGCAAUACAUAAAAGAAACGUUAAUCAACACAAACGGAAAGCGACUUUACAUUCUUCACGGUGUUUAGGUGUUUAUUUCUCUUUUUUUUCUGUACGACAUCAGCAAAUCUAAAUUAGCUAAUGCGAUGUUGCUGCUCAUGUUUCACGCUACAUUCAAAUAUUCACAUCUAUAAUUGCAUUUCAUUGUAUAAAAUUUCGUUUGCCGCACGACCACUA